UGACAUUCCAGUUGGUUGUGAGGCAACAACAACCGCUUGAGUCUCGUUGGCCGGUGGUGUACGCACGUCUUGUCGUCGUCCUUCGCGGGUCCUCGCUUACAUGUCGCUUCCAAGAAUUUUGCAGAAAAUGCAAUGAAAUCUCGCGGAUACUCUCUGUGCUCUUUGAAAAACGCCCGCUCCUACUUUUAAUUGAUCAGUGCCAGUAAAUUGCAAGUGCGACCCAGAACGAUUGGCCGAAACCCAGCACAUGGUGGACUAGGAAAAUUUCAAAAUAGAAGUCAACUUCCCUUCACCGUAUAAUUUCGAGUUUCUCGCCUGCCGAAAGGAUUCACGAUGGUGGACGUGAAAAAGAUGAUGGAGUACGAGUAUCUGACGAAGGAGCACUUGUCCGGAUUCAAUAAGUAUAAGUAUUCCGCAAGAGAUACAUCGCCCCUCAGCGUAUAUGUGAUGCAUCCUUUUUGGAACUAUAUAGUGCAGUUUUGCCCCACUUGGCUAGCGCCCAACGUUCUCACUUUUGUGGGAUUUCUUUUCUCGCUAGCGAACUUCGUAUUUUUGUCAUAUUUUGACUGGAACUUCUACGCGAGCUCUGGCGACGGAUCAGCUCCACCAAUCCCACGUUGGUUUUGGCUACUGGCAGCUAUCAAUAUAUUUUUGUCAUACACUUUGGACGGAAUUGAUGGAAAACAGGCGAGACGUAUUGGACUGUCUGGACCGCUCGGGGAACUUUUCGAUCAUGGCUUGGACUCUUAUACGGCCGUGUUGAUACCAGCUUGCUUGUACAGUGUCUUUGGAAGAUGCGAGACGUCCUUGCCGCCAAUUCGGAUGUAUUACAUUUGCUGGAUGGUGUUUUUCAACUUUUACACGUCGCAUUGGGAGAAGUACAAUACUGGAGUGCUGUACUUGCCCUGGGGCUAUGAUAUAAGCAUGUGGGGCUCGACAAUAAUGUACUUGGUCACUUGGUUCUAUGGCUACGGAGUAUGGAAGAAGACUUUCCCACUCGGCAUUACCAUGGGCAUUUUGAUGGAGGCUGUGCUUCACAUCAGCGCAUUGUCCAACAUGCCGAUGGUCGUAUACAAUGUUUACAGUUCUUACGAAAAUAAGACGGGCAAAAUGCGUCCGUUCUCUGAAGCCGUGCGACCCAUAUAUCCAUUCUUGACAUUCUUCGUGAUCUUCAUGUUUUGGGCUUAUAAAUCACCAAACGACAUCAUGACAAAUGAUACUCGAAUGCUGUUUCUGUUGAGCGGAACGAUAUUUAGUAAUAUAAGCUGUCGACUCAUUGUAGCACAAAUGAGUAACACCCGCUGUGAGGCUUUCCAUUGGAUGACUCCGAUAUUCAUUGUCAGUAUUCUGUUUGGUAUGUAUGUUCCAUUUUUCGAGCGCUUUAUCCUGUAUAUGUUGUGCAUCACAACAACUUUAGCCCAUUGCCACUAUGGUAUGAGAGUUGUACAACAAAUGUGUGUACAUUUCAAUCGAAUAUGUUUCAAAGUUACUACCAAUGGUGCAACUUCUACAACUACCACGACGCCAUCAAUACAAGAGAAGAAAUAGACGUAGAGAGUUAGAUACUAUAUAAAACGGAUUAAUUUACAGUUAAGGUUAAAGUUACUUUAGCUACAAAACAAUUCAAUAGUGUGUUAUUCAACUAUUUAUCUUUACAAAACUACAGUUUUAAGCUAAAAGUAGUGAAAAUCUCAGGCUUCAUAUUUUAUCCACGGAAGGAACUAGUUUAUAUUUAUUGCGACGUCGUUACUAUUGUACUUUAUCCUAAAAAGUGAAAUUGCUUUGCCUUCAUCAUGUCAAAUUAUCUGCUAAGUUAAUUUCUCUUCAUUUUUUUUAGUAAGACUCGACAUUUUUUCGUUGCAAAAAGCAGCUAUUUAUUUUAAUAUAAGAUAUCAAGACAUGUAAAUACAAUACGAUACUAUAUGUAAUGGAAGAUAUAAAGAACAAGCUCGAACUGUGGACUCAUAAGACAUCACAACCAUGUGAAAUAUCAGUAUCUUAACAGAAACAAGCAAAACUAGUCUAAUUUACUUUCUAGCUUUCAUUUAACUCAAUCACUGUAAACGAUAUAUAACCGGCUCGAUGUGAACAAAAUAAAUGAGAUUUCUUUACUGAAUAA
Molecule: messenger RNA, 2119 nt
Organism: Hermetia illucens (black soldier fly)
Lineage: Eukaryota; Metazoa; Arthropoda; Insecta; Diptera; Stratiomyidae
Product: ethanolaminephosphotransferase 1
Exons: 5
Coding region: 334-1548 (404 amino acids)
Biological process (GO): phosphatidylethanolamine biosynthetic process
Cellular component (GO): endoplasmic reticulum membrane; Golgi apparatus
Molecular function (GO): ethanolaminephosphotransferase activity
Source: RefSeq, a predicted model, not a curated record